This is a messenger RNA of Olea europaea var. sylvestris, 1878 nucleotides long. Its product is annotated as serine/threonine protein phosphatase 2A regulatory subunit B''beta-like. The transcript is spliced from 11 exons. NCBI's taxonomy places the organism in Eukaryota, Viridiplantae, Streptophyta, Magnoliopsida, Lamiales, Oleaceae. Gene Ontology annotation, cellular component: protein phosphatase type 2A complex. Bases 291 to 1760 code for a protein of 489 amino acids. The record is from RefSeq and is a predicted model, not a curated record. Gene Ontology annotation, molecular function: calcium ion binding; protein phosphatase regulator activity. Gene Ontology annotation, biological process: protein dephosphorylation.
GACGUGUGAGUUAAUAAUAUUUUACAUGCAAUGAUGUUUGGGUAGAGCGGCGAAUGUAGGGGGAAUUACCAAAAAAUGAGAAAAAGAUGUUGGGGAUUUCAUAGAGUUGCAUUGUGAUUUUUGUUUGAAAUUCCAUCGUUGUUUUCUGUUUCAUUUUCAAAAAUCAUUCGACGGGGAACAAACUUGUUUAAUUUUGGAAAGAUAUGGAAAAUUAUAGCCGGGUCUCCAUUCUGUUCAAAGUGGAGAUAGGAGAUGAAAUGAAAAGAAAAAACUCUAUCCAGUUUUAGCCCAUGCAAUUGCAGGUAAGAUAUUUGCUCUAUAAAGCCAAGAAAGGUCAUUCUUUGAAUUUCUCUGGAGCAUCAUCUAGCACAAAUGCUGCAGCAAGCAAUUCUCUUCCUUCAAUGUUUCCUGCUGUUAAUAAACGACCACUUUCACCGGAAAGUCCAUCCGGUUCACCUAGUGUCAAGAAACAGAAGGCGUCCCCUUUAGGCUCUCUCAAGAAAUUAGUGAAUGACCCUGGCAAAGAGCUUAUCCCGCAGUUCUAUUUUCAAAAUGGCUGUCCACCCUCUAAUGAAUUGAUAGUGGAGUGCUUGUCUAGAAUUAAUCAGUUAUUUCCUGUUGACAUGAAUGGACUCCAAAUCAACGAAUUCAAACGAGUUACAAAGGAAAUAUGUGAGCUCCCAUCAUUCUUCUCCGCUGCACUUUUUAGAAAGAUUGACAUCAACUGCACCGGCAUUGUGACCAGAGAUACAUUUGUUGACUAUUGGAUUAUCGGCAACAUGUUGACAAAAGAUAUAGCAGCCCGGAUAUACGCAAUUUUGAAGCAGUCCAAUCUAAAGUACUUAACUCAGGAUGACUUUAAACCUGUGCUCCGGGAACUUAUGGCAACUCAUCCAGGGUUGCAGUUCUUACAGAGUACACCUCAAUUUCAAGACAGUUAUGCGGAAACUGUAAUAUACAGAAUAUUUUAUGAAGUCGACCGUUCGAGUAACAAUUGUCUCACCCACAGAGAGCUGAAGCAUUCGUACUUAAUUGCUGCAAUGAAAUAUUUGGAUGAGGAAAUGUAUGUCAACCAAUUUUUAAGGUACUUCUCUUAUGAACACUUUUACGUGAUCUCCUGCAAGUUUGGGGAGUUGGAUACGGACCAUGAUUUUCUGAUAGAUAAAGAGAACCUCAUUACAUAUGGUAACCAUGCACUCACCAACAGGAUUGUUGAUAGAAUAUUUUCUCAGGUUCCUAGAAAGUUCAGCAGUAAGGUUGAAGGAAAGAUGGGAUAUGAAGAUUUUGUGUACUUCAUAUUGUCAGAAGAGGAUAAAUCAUCUGAACCUAGUCUUGAGUAUUGGUUCAAGUGCAUAGAUUUGGAUGCAAAUGGAGUUAUAACAAGGAAUGAAAUGCAAUACUUUUACGAGGAUCAGAAGCAUAGAAUGGAAGACCUGCACAAAGAGGCUGUGCCCUUUGAGGAUAUUUUGUGUCAGAUAGUUGACAUGAUUAAUCCACAGGAUAAGAGCUACUUUACUUUAAGCGACAUAAAGGGCAGCAAACUCUCUGGCAGUGUUUUCAAUAUCCUUUUUAACACCAAAAAGUUUGUGGCUUUUGGAAAAAGGCGUGAUCCAGUUCUACUUCGUCAGGUACAUGAGUAUCCAAAUUUGACCGAGUGGGACCACUUUGCACAACGAGAAUAUAUUAGGCUUACUACUGCCAAUAAUGUCUCUAGUGGAAGUUCUGACUGGGAUGAUAUGCUUGAUGAUGACUGGGAUUAGUCGCUUGAUGAUGACCCCCCCUUGCCAGACCCCGUUUGUGAGGUAAUUGUUCAUGCUAUCAUUGACUUCCUUUUCAGUCAGUCAGAUUUCAUUUUAAAGACAGUUCGUGUAGAAAUCU